AUGGACUCUGAUGACAACUCGCGUCUGGAGAAUGAGUUCGCAAGAUGCGUGAUCGUGCCACGUGCGCAUCCAAAAGCUGGGCAGCCAACGCUUGGACGGACGUCCCUCCUCACAGCAACCCCACAGCAGGACAUUGCGGUGCGGGCCGAGGCCUGCGACUGGGCCAACCUGUUCGAGAGAGCAGCACGGGUGUUUAGAGAGGAGCGUCGACCAGACAGGCUGCCCUUUCCGAGCAGCUGGUCGUGGACUCUGGCGCCUUUUCGCUCCCACGUGCUCCGCAGGCCUCGUCUGCUGAACGUCAGCUCGAAGAAGACGGCGCCAUUGUCGUCCAUAGCGAGCACGACGGCAAGCUGUUCACGGUCAAGAAGGCGGAGUUGGGCACCUUCCUCCUUUGCAAAGCGCAAGUUCACGGAGGAGCCGGUCAGUUAUAGAGACCCCAAGGAUGGGCCGCAGGGCUUCUGCAGACGCUACGGCGAGGUCCUCGGUCAUUCGGUGGAGAUUCGGCGCCUGUGCCCCUCCCGAGAGUUUGGAUCCUACCCCGGCUGGCCCACCGCAUACCCCUUUCAAGAAGGGCAGCAACACCUCGAAGAGGCAAUCAAGGCUGGGUGCGCGUGCAAGCCCUAUCUGGACCUAGAGAGAGAUGGGGGGUUGCCGGAGGGAGUGACGCUAGAGAUGGUCAUCGAGGCCUUUGAGGCGGCCAUUUUCCAGGAGGACUACAACAUCGAGCUUCCUUCCGAGUCCUUCAACUGGCUCCUCUGUGACUACGGGCCCGGCGGCAAGUUCAGCCUGCACCUGGUGGUCUCGACCCACUUCCCCCAGUUCGUCUUCCUCUCCAACCUAGCUGCACCCGCCGACCAUCAGGGCGCGGGGCACCUCGCCAGGGAGCUCCCCCGGCGCCUGCCCCCGCAGUACACCGAGCUCAUCGACCAGUCGGUGUACACCAGGAACCGGGGGAUCCGGCUCCCGUAUUGUUCAAAGCCCGCAACCCCCCGCAGCCGCCUCAUCCCCUUGGACGAGAGCAAGCCGUACGCCGAUGCAUGCAUCACCUGGCUGGACGAACACGUCCAGAUCAUUCAAGUGCCGACCAGCCUGCCGGACGCGGUAGCCGAGCCUCGACGCCCCCGUACCUGGCCCGAGCACUUUCGGUACCAGAACGCCACGACAGCGAGCGCGUACACGGCCCAGAGGUGUACAGAGCUGGUCCAGACCCUGCAUCCGACGGCGUACCGCAGGGGCUCCGUGUCAGCAAGCUCUCUGAACUUCAGCUGGCACGACCGGAGCGAGCCGUGCUAUUCGGGGAACGUCCACGAGGGCUCGCGGGACAUCCUCGUCAUUGCCGAUCCCAAGCGUAACGCUGUCUUUGCCAAGUGUGAUAGCGCGCGCCUGGAUGCUGGGACGGGCUUGCGCUGCAAGGAGUUGCCGGCGCGGUACCUGGGCCCGUUCUACGCGGACGUCGAGACUUGGAAGGACGGGGCGGUUGAGGUGAACAUGCGGUACCUGGAGCGCAAGCCGCUGGCCGCGGCGCCCAUGGACCUGCAGCUGAUUCGCGGCGGGUUCUGGGACCUGACGGACAUGGUCGUCUUGAAUGACAUGCUCAACAAGUGGCAGGCUGGCCGUUACAAGGCGGCCCUGAUCAGGAGCCCCAUGGACACCGCAAAGUCGACGACCACCCGGGCCAUCCUUCAAGAGCCGCCCCGACCAGAGACGGCCCUUGCGAUCACCUACCGACAGACACAAGCCAGCGAUGCAGCUGGAAAGAACCCUGAUUUUGCGCACUACGGCGAAUUGAAAACGAAACGGGGGCGCGAGGUCGGGGAGCGCUUCGUCGAGCCUCUCGCCGACAGGGAGCUCUAUCCGCGCGUCAUCUGCCAGGCCGACAGCCUGCGUGGGCUCGUGGGCGACGACGCGCGCGUUCCGGCCUUUGACCUGGUCAUUCUCGACGAGAGCGAGUCCAUUCUUGCGCACCUCUCGGCCGACACCCUGUCGCACGUGCCGGAGCGGCCUCUCCAGUUCGAGUUUCUUGAGGGGCGGGCUGGGCUCCAGCUGUGGGAGAGCGCGAUCUUUGAGGCGCUCGGGGCCGGCCAAAACGUGUUUGUGGCCAGCAUGUCGUCGGACAGGGCGCGGAGUCUGGGAAGUGCGGUGGCAGAGCGGGGGCUUGUGGACGAGGGGCAGAUUCUCGUCAUCACGCGGCACUCUGAUGGGGAGGUGAAGCGGGGCCUCGGGAAUGUGAACGAGAGCUGGGCAAAGCGGCUCGUCAUCAUCAGUCCCACGGUGGAGGCGGGGGUGGACUUCAAUCGGCCAUGGUUCCACAAGAUGUUCCUUUACAUCUGCAAGAAGAGCACGCACCCGCGCGGGCUCGACCAGAUGAAGGGGCGGGUUCGGCAGCUGGUCGACCCCGUGGUCCUGUGCUUUGUCAGGCAGGGCAUCAACUUGCCGACGACGGGGCCUGAGGGAAGCGCAUACAGGACGCUUACGGGGAGAAAAGCCGGAGGGGUCCCAAGGCUGGGGGUCGAGGAGACGUACCAGUGGUUCCUUAACCGAGAUGAGAAGGUCGGGGGAGGGGUCUAUUGCGAGGGCGCAAUCACGCGCCUUCUUGCGCACAACGAGACGGAGCUCUUUAAUGGCCGGACGCACUUCUACGAGGAGUUUACGGAGCUGUUGGAGAGCGACGGCCACGUCGUGAGGGGGGUGCGGGUUCUGGACCAGGCCGAUGGGGGUGAGCCGGGCGGAAGGGAUCAGAGCAGGGGCAAGUUUCUACUCGAGCAAAUGAUCGCCGCCCCUGACAUCACGCCUGGUCAAUUCGCUGCCAUCGAGGCCCGUGUCCGCAGGAACGAGGACUCCCCGGGGGAGAGGGUGCAGCUGGAGAAGUACCAGCUCGCAGGAUUUUACCGUGUGCGGCAGCUGGACGCCAAUUUCCUCAGCACGUUUGGCCCUUAUCCGAACCUCGCGGUCGAGUUCAUUUUGCAGGUCGUCGAUCCUCAAUACGAAUUCGACGAUGAGGAGAUCGGGCGGCCAAGGUACGCCUCUCAGAAGGCCGCCAUUGCAAAGGAGCUGCUGGAGGUGUUGGGUUUUCCGCACCCCCUCGCCCACGAGCACGUCACCAGGACUCUUGCAGAGCUGAGGGAGGAGCUGGCGGCCACCAGCUACUUUCGGGGAUUACUCUGA
This is a messenger RNA of Klebsormidium nitens, 3165 nucleotides long. The record is from the annotation of a GenBank genome assembly. NCBI's taxonomy places the organism in Eukaryota, Viridiplantae, Streptophyta, Klebsormidiophyceae, Klebsormidiales, Klebsormidiaceae.